This is a messenger RNA of Zychaea mexicana, 742 nucleotides long. Its product is annotated as NUDIX hydrolase domain-like protein. Gene Ontology annotation, molecular function: 8-oxo-7,8-dihydroguanosine triphosphate pyrophosphatase activity. Bases 112 to 639 code for a protein of 175 amino acids. The record is from RefSeq and is a predicted model, not a curated record. Gene Ontology annotation, biological process: DNA protection. NCBI's taxonomy places the organism in Eukaryota, Fungi, Mucoromycota, Mucoromycetes, Mucorales, Lichtheimiaceae. The transcript has 7 exons.
GUUUCUCAAAGCUGCGUUUCGUAACAACAAGGGCCGGCUCGGCAGGACCAACUCCGAAGCUACUACACUACUCCUCGCUUCUUAUCGUUCGUAAAAAAGCUAGCUGUCAAAAUGGCCAUUGUUAUAGAGAAAAAGAAACCAUUGACACUGGUGAUGACAUUUGACGAAAAGAAUCGCAAGGUCCUUCUCGGAAUGAAGAAACGUGGUUUUGGUGCCAACAAAUUCAACGGUUUCGGCGGCAAGCUUGAGCCCGGGGAAACAGUUGUGCAAGCCGCGCAUAGAGAACUCGAGGAAGAAGCCAUGAUCUGUGCCCUGAACAUGAAUAAAAUCGGCAUCAACCUCUUUACGUUUGAAAAUGACCCAGUCGCGUUAGAAGUACACGUGUUCCGAAGUACUGAAUACCAAGGCACACCUACAGAAACGGAGGAAAUGCGACCUGAAUGGUUUUCGUAUGACGAUAUCCCAUUUGACACAAUGUGGGCAGAUGACCGAUUAUGGUUCCCGUACCUGUUGCAAGGUCAGCAUUUUCUCGGCGAGUUCCAUUUUUCAAAGGAUCAAAAACGGAUUAUGGAACAGGAUCUUCGUGCGGUGUCUCAGGUUCCUGACGAGUAUGACCUUUCACAGCGUAAACUAGCAUAAUAAUCAUACAUAUUCUUCUCUGUUUGUACUAUAUCCUCCUUCAUCUUUCUCUGCCACACUCGCUGAAAAAGAUGCGGCUUUUCAUACAAGCUUUUGGUUUAGC